GGUCGCAGCGGCCAGAUAGUCUCCCCUGGCGAUGGGAUUGUUCGUUUCUACAGUACUAUUCACAAUUAUUUACACAUACAAGAGGCGAAUCCCAAGCUCUACCUCAUUUAGCGUGUUUACUACAACGGGAAAAGAUGGACUUUCAAAAUCGUCCUGGCGGCAAAACCGGCGGCGGCGGCGUCGCCUCCUGGUCGGAGAGCAAUCGCGAUCGCCGGGAACGGCUGCGACAGCUCGCCUUGGAGACUAUCGAUUUGAACAAGGAUCCGUACUUUAUGAAAAACCACCUUGGCUCGUACGAGUGCAAACUUUGUCUGACCUUGCACAACAACGAGGGGAGUUACUUGGCGCAUACGCAGGGCAAGAAGCAUCAAGCUAAUUUAGCCAGGCGUGCUGCGAAGGAGGCUAAGGAAGCGCCGCAAACCUUGGCACCGGAGAAGCCGCGGGUCGAACCAAAGAAAUUCGUCAAGAUUGGUAGACCCGGUUAUCGAGUCACCAAGCAGCGCGAUCCAGAAUCCGGCCAGCAGAGUCUGUUGUUCCAGGUGGAUUACCCUGAAGUGGCGGAUAAUGUAAUACCACGACACAGGUUUAUGUCCGCAUACGAACAGAGGGUAGAGCCACCGGAUCGCAAGUGGCAAUACUUGUUGUUCGCUGCUGAGCCAUACGAAACCAUCGCUUUCAAGGUUCCCAGUAGGGAGGUGGAGAAAGCGGAGGGAAAGUUUUGGACUCAUUGGAACAAAGACACAAAGCAAUUCUUUUUGCAAUUUGCGUUCAAGAAUGAGAAACCAUCCGUAGGCAAAGUGCCGCCGCCACCAGUUCCACUUAUUAGGCCAGGGCUCGGCCCAAUGGUACCAGUUCCACCACCUCCGCCGAGACCGCCCAUGUUCAAUCCAGUACCACCGCCGCCGGCUCUUUUGGCCACUGGAAUGCAAAUACCUCCUCCACCACCUCACAUAGCAUAAGGUGUUUGAUGAGAUAAAAAAUCUUUUUCUUGACAAGCUCAAGUAUACAAUCUUCUUCUUGGAAAUAUCACUUCGUUUAUACUUUUACUGCCAAAACGCGAAACCAAUCUCGCUGCUAUGAGUGAGAUUCUCACGAAGUCGAAGAAUGUGUAAUAUACUUGGUACAUGUAAAAUAUCAAUGUAAGAAUAGGAUAAAUCGGACAAUGUAUAUGUUUAAAAAAAAUGUUUAUUUGUCGUGACAUCGAAAUACAUCUUUCAUUUCUAUUGAGAUUUUUGAUCUCAUCAUCUUUAGAAAGUACUUUACAGAUUUGUAUUAUCGUGUCACGAAAGAUGAUGCUCUGAAAAUAAAAUAUAGGAGUUAGUAUAUUGAAUAUAUGGCUUUUUUUAAAAGAA
Messenger RNA from Linepithema humile (Argentine ant), 1352 nucleotides. It is a transcript of the gene Sf3a2, whose product is annotated as splicing factor 3a subunit 2. Gene Ontology annotation, cellular component: catalytic step 2 spliceosome; nucleus; U2-type prespliceosome. Gene Ontology annotation, biological process: spliceosomal complex assembly. Gene Ontology annotation, molecular function: zinc ion binding; nucleic acid binding. Lineage: Eukaryota; Metazoa; Arthropoda; Insecta; Hymenoptera; Formicidae. The record is from RefSeq and is a predicted model, not a curated record.